AAUCCCGUAUUAAUUGUGUGAAAGAUCGUUGACAAUUGAAAUCUGGCUACCUACCGAAUAGAUCAAACCCGGUUUCUUAACUGAAGAAGCAAGCCAAUGAUCGUUAAAGAGCUGAAAAUGGGAGAAUCUUAUAAGGUAGCGGUCAUCGGUGGUGGCUAUGCAGGCCUUGUUACGGCCAGGGAGCUUCAAAGAGAAGGUCAUCACGUCACUGUCUUUGAAAAGGCCUACAAAGUCGGUGGUACAUGGCUCUAUGAUCCACGGGUGGAGACCGACCCAUUGGGCGUUGACCCGAAUCGGGAAAUUGUUCAUUCUAGCCUUUACAAAUCUCUUCGAGUUAAUCUUCCCAGGCAGAUCAUGGGACUCUUGGACUAUCCAUUUGUGAAGAAAGAAGGCGGUGAUCCGAGGCAUUUUCCGGGUCAUGAAGAGGUGCUCAGAUUUCUUGAGGAUUUUACUCGGGACUUUGGAUUAAUGGAGUUGAUUCGUUUCGAGCAUGAAGUGACUCGGGUGGAGCUAGUUGAUGAGGCGAGUCACGAAUGGGUUGUUGAGUCUCGGACUCGAAAAACAGAGUCAAAAUGGGAAUCGGAAGAGGAAGUGUUUGAGGCUGUAGUUAUUUGCAAUGGUAAGAACACGGAGCCAAACAUCGCAACGUUUUCAGGUUGGGAUACUUGGCCAAGAUUACAGCUGCAUAGCCAUAACUAUCGAACCCCACAACAGUUGGAAAAUAAGAUAGUGGUGAUCAUUGGCAACUCAGCAAGUGCUCUUGACAUUUUGAAAGAGAUCGCCCCUCUUGCAAAGCAAGUACAUCAAGCUGUUAGAGGACCUAAUGUCGAGUUGAAAAAACUGGAAAAUCGUGAUACCGUUUGGAAGCAUCCGAUGAUUGAAUGUGCACAUAAAGAUGGCAAGGUGGUGUUUGAAGAUGGAUCAAUUGUGGAUGCAGAUGUUAUUCUUCAUUGCACUGGGUACAAAUAUCAUUUCCCGUUUCUUAAGUCCAACGGAAUAGUUACUGUGGAGGACAACCGUGUUGGACCACUAUUUCAACAUGUGUUUCCACCAAGCUUAGCCCCUUGGCUUUCUUUUGUGGGAUUACCUUACCAGGCAGCUACGAGUUUAGUGACAGAAUUACAGUCAAAAUGGGUGGCAAAAGUUUUGUCAAGCAAACUAGAGUUGCCUACCCAAGAAGCAAUGAUAUGCUCUGUUGAAGAAUUUUACAAUGAGAUGGAAAAGGACGGAUGGCCCAAACACCAUACUCAUAAUCUUCUGUACAAGGAGCCUCGACAUAUAGGCUGGCUUGUUGCUCAGAUGGACAUAGAGCUACCAAUUUGGUUGAAGAAUACGACGGUUGCAUCCUACUUGAAAGAAUUGUUUUCUUACGGUGACAAAUUUCGAGAUCUAUGGGAUAUUGACAAAUGGAUCCAAGAAAUGGAUUCUCCUAAUUGACUUAAACACACCAUAAAUCAAAUAAAACCAA
Molecule: messenger RNA, 1468 nt
Organism: Hibiscus syriacus
Lineage: Eukaryota; Viridiplantae; Streptophyta; Magnoliopsida; Malvales; Malvaceae
Product: flavin-containing monooxygenase FMO GS-OX5-like
Exons: 7
Coding region: 97-1437 (446 amino acids)
Molecular function (GO): NADP binding; N,N-dimethylaniline monooxygenase activity; flavin adenine dinucleotide binding
Source: RefSeq, a predicted model, not a curated record